Molecule: messenger RNA, 456 nt
Organism: Camellia sinensis
Lineage: Eukaryota; Viridiplantae; Streptophyta; Magnoliopsida; Ericales; Theaceae
Source: RefSeq, a predicted model, not a curated record
AUGGUGUUUGCCUAUAAUUCUAGAACAAAAAGGCUGAUGAUAUUUGUUGUCACGGUGACUAUCUGUGAUCUGGCUGCUGAGAACAUUUUGUGGACUAAGCUUUUAAGUCUCCUUUUUUCUUCAUCUUGCUGUUCUGGGGAAGAGUUAUCAUUCCUUUCUGUUUCUGAUGUAUGUGUAUAUGCCUGCAUCAGGAUGCAACGUAAGAAGGGCCAGUUCACUUCUGCCAAGAAGUGUGAGGAGUCUGCUAGCUACAAUACUGGUGAGGAUUCAGGACAAGAUGAUAGCCCACCAGAAACUAUAUGCACUCAUUGUGGCACUAGUUCAAAGUCCACUCCAAUGAUGCGCCGGGGGCCAGAUGGUCCAAGGACACUUUGCAAUGCAUGUGGGCUGUUCUGGGCAAAUAAGGUUGGUAUCUCCACUUGUGAUAUAGAAACCAUUUAGUUUUUUCUUCACUCU